This is a messenger RNA of Chaetomium globosum CBS 148.51, 2838 nucleotides long. RefSeq lists its product as uncharacterized. Bases 1 to 2838 code for a protein of 945 amino acids. The transcript is spliced from 4 exons. The record is from RefSeq and is a predicted model, not a curated record. Lineage: Eukaryota; Fungi; Ascomycota; Sordariomycetes; Sordariales; Chaetomiaceae.
AUGUAUCACGAAACGGGCCGUCUUUCUACAGAUACCCCGGAAACGGCAGCCGCUCGGGAUCAACGAUUGAUAAUCCAGCGACGCCACCGCGUGGAACGACGCCAUGGCGUGCAGCCUUCGCAAACCCCGACGUUAAGCAGCUUGAUUGGACGAGAACAGCAGCUCAAUGCUGAGGACGAGGCGCCUACGACCAGCCGAGGCAAUUUGCGACCCGUGCAAGCCGCUGAGGGAGACGAUUUGGGUGGUGACACGGAUGACUUGCGACGCACACCGCCACGCCGUGGACGCCCUCCCAAACGCCGUUCUCCAUCUACGUCUUCGGCUCGGUCUCGCCGGCGCCUUCGCGGACGCCCUCGGCUAGCACGCAAUCCCCCCGGCCGCCCACGCAUGCACAACCUCCCCGAAGGAAACUUCCGCGCGAAUUUAACGAACCCGCGAUGCCUUCGUUGCAAGGAGCGAUGGUUUGACGUCAAGCUCAUGGCGGAUGGUGUUUGCAAGCGCUGUCAUGACAAAGAUGACAAGAAGCGGCAGGACGAACCUUUUCUCCUCUCCGCAGAGAACAAGCUUGAUUUUGAUGCCGUCCCACCCGAGUUGCCCCAACUAGAGCCGCUGGAGGAGCUUUUCAUUGCGCGUGUGCACGUCAGCGUCAAUGUCUUCACGGUAUACGAUGCUUCCCUGCGAGAGAGUGUACUAGCUAAUCAGCGUCAGGUGUACUCAGAGCUUCCCUUGCUGCCCAAGGAUUUGGACAUUGUCAUCCUCCGACCGCGUGGAUCCGAAGCGGUCGAACAGACGGAUCGACAAUUCCGCAACCGCUUCCGAGUCCGCCGAGCAGCAGUCGAGACAUGGCUCAGAUUCCUCGCCGACAACCACCUUGGCUACAGAAAUUUCACCUGGAACUACGACCUCUCCCAGUUGCCAGAGGACGGUGACGUCUUUGACCAGCUGAAUAUCCACGAGGUCGCCGAGUCUGGAGGGUUGCCUGCAGAUUCUGGCCCUGUUGAAGAACCGGAAGAGGACAGAGAGGUUGUUGACGAAGCCGCAGUGCUCAAUAUGCUAAUCCAUGGUUCGGAAUUGAACCAGCUUCAAGGGCGAGUCAAUGAUAGGGCUACUGAGGUCAAUGAGCAAGUGCCCCUAGAGUCAGUCGACCCCCAAGCUGCUCACCAGCUGCAGAUGCCUUCCAUCCGGCGCACUCCUCUCGAUGAGUUCAACCGAAAGCAUGCGCUGCUCUCUCUCGCCUGUCCGACCCUGUUUCCUCGGGGAGUUGCGGAUUUUGUCGAGCCCAGGCAGCGCAAGAUCUCCUGCCAGGAUUACAUCCAGCAUGCCAUGAAAUGGGAGGAUGGCCGAUUUGCCAAACACCACAGCUUCCGAUUUAUCGCGCUAAACACUCUGAUGAGGCAGCAGGCGAGGGGUCAUAGCCGAUUCUACGUCAGCAAGAACCACCGAACGCCUCUUACGAAGGAGGCGCUGCAGGAGGCGCUUGCCGAUCCGGACACGCCAGAGGCCCAGGCCAUCCUCAACCGGAUCUCUCGCUAUGCUAGUGUCAUCAAAGGCACACGUCCCUUUUGGUACCGCCGACGUCGCGAGUGCGAGUCUUUUGCGCACUGUCUUGGUGUCCCCUCUGCUUUCAUCACACUGAGCCCAGCCGACCUGCACUGGCAGAGCCUCUACCGGCACAUGCCCGAGUACGAGGAGUGGAAGGCGCUUGAUGAGCCGAGACGCAUGGCCAAGUCCCGCCGGCUGUUGCGGGAGAACCCGCAUAUCGCGGCCUGGCACUUCCACUCGCGGAACUCGCUUUGCAGGAAGAUUGUGCUGAAGAAAAAGUUCAAUGUGCCCGACUUUUGGUACCGGUACGAGUGGCAAGGCCGCGGCAGUAGUCAUUCUCAUGGGCUCUACUGGUUCCAUGGGAGCCCUGCUCCUGAUAUGGCAACCCCCGAGGCGAGAGAGCGCUUCGCAAGGAUCUGGGGAUAUCACGUUACAGCAGUCAGUCCGCAGCAAGAGCAGGGCGCUGACGAGGGUAACCCUCUGUCUGUUGACCCUCUGGAGACGCCCGUUACCUGGGAGUGGCUGAACAGGAUCGUCAACCGCUGUCAGCGACACCAGUACAAUCCACUGGUGUCUCUUUGCUGGCUGGCCAAUACGGACUGCUCGCCCUGCACGAGUGUAGAGGCUGUUAUCAACUAUGCUGGGAAGUAUUGCACCAAGUCUGAGGCCCAGACCAGCACAUAUGCGCAGAUUGCCCAGAGUAUCCUUCCCUACAUGUCAGACAACAACCCCAUGAUUUCUUUUGUUCUGAUGAAUAAACUAAUCGGAGAGAGGGACUACUCUGCGCAGGAGAUCUGUCAUAUCCUCCUGGGACUCCCUCUGCAAGAGGACAGCCGAGUGGUGCAGAGCGUUGACUGUAGGCCCCGCGAGAGACACGCUCGUGCAAUUGACAUCACGGCGGAUGGCAACAGUCUACGAGAAGCACGAAAUGCGGACAAAUGGGCGAUUUGGCGGCCUCCUGCGAUGCCUAGGGUGUUGUAUUAUUGCCCCCGGUACAAGCCGGUCCGCUCCCAUCGGCAGUACUCCGACUUCUGCCGUGUCAAGCUGCUGCUCAGCUAUCCCCACCGCCAGACGGAAGAUCUGUCCCAGGUUGAUGGUCGAAAGUUCGACAACUAUUCAUCUGCCUAUCGCUACUGCCUCGAGCAUCAUGACCACCCGGACGAUCACUAUGACACUAUUGACGAGCCUGAUCCGUCUCCGGAUGAGGAGGAGUUUGAGCCAGGGGGGGACGCCGGGGACAUUACCCUCGAGGACUGGCAGGAGACGGGUGAAGACACUCGGCGGGCUGAUGUUUGA